Messenger RNA from Cantharellus anzutake, 1851 nucleotides. Its product is annotated as putative ATP-binding cassette transporter. Gene Ontology annotation, molecular function: ATP binding; ATP hydrolysis activity; ABC-type oligopeptide transporter activity. Lineage: Eukaryota; Fungi; Basidiomycota; Agaricomycetes; Cantharellales; Hydnaceae. The record is from RefSeq and is a predicted model, not a curated record. The transcript has 18 exons. The coding region runs from base 1 to 1851 and encodes 616 amino acids. Gene Ontology annotation, cellular component: membrane. Gene Ontology annotation, biological process: transmembrane transport.
AUGAAUAUAGCAAGGGUCAUCUGCGGACAUCGCUCCGUCCUCAGCAAUGGGGUUGUCCCCGAUAGAAAGGAUAGCUUCUUGUCUCGGCUUCUUCCUCCUUCUCUUGUUCCUCCAGACAAUUCGAGCACCAAUCUGAAGCAGAUAGUUGCGUUAGGGAAACCAGAAAAGAAAACACUCCUCACAGCUGUCGGACUGAUUAUUUUUCCUCUAAAGAUCCCGUCACUUAUACUCAUUGCUCAGCAUAUGUUCCUUAAUCUUUCACCCUCUGUAGCACUUCUUGGUCUUCUUGGGAUAUUUACAGUUGGUGCCAUGGCGAACACGGGGCGGGUUCUGCUUAUGCGACUUGCUGGACAGAGAAUUAUAGCCCGGCUACGUCAAGCGUUGUACUCAAGCGCUCUCCGACAGGAGGUGGAAUUCUCAGAAAAGGAUCCUGGGGUUGGUGAUGUCAUGAGCCGCCUCAGCGCAGAUACGAACAUUGUCGGGGAAUCGAUAACCAACAAUUUGAGCGAUGGAUUGCGGUAUGUGACGAUCGAUUUUGGCCUCAUGAUCUAUCUUUCUCCAAAAUUGACUUUGGUCAUGCUCUCCGUCGUACCUCCCAUAGCGCUGGGUUCCUUUAUAUAUGGUCGUUACUUGAAGAGACUCUCUAACGCAACACAAGAAGCACUCGGGAAAAUGUCAAACGUAGCGAAUGAGUCGCUUUCCGCUUUACGUACCGUGCAGGCAUCCAAUGCCAGGAAAUGGGAAGAGAAGCGGUUCGCAGAAAGGGUAAACGAUGUACUCGGACUAGGACGGAAAGAGGCAUUGGCUAGUGCCAUUUUCUUUGGAUCCACAGGAUGGGCCGGAAAUUUGACAAUUCUUACAUUGCUUGGAUACGGUGGCACUUUGGUAUCAAGGGGCGAGAUUUCGGUCGGUGACCUCACUAGUCUCCUGUUAUAUUCUGCAUAUACAACGGUUAUGCGAGCUCUUGGAGCAUCAGCUCGUGUCUUCUCACUCGUCGAUCGCGGACCCUCGAUCCCGACUAACACAGGAGUCCCAAUAUUUCCGAUGCGCGAGGGAAUUGUACGAUUCGAAAAUGUCACGUUUGCAUACCCCUCUCGGCCAGAGGUGAAGGUGUUGAAGGACUUCUCCUUAGAGAUCCCAGUUGGAGGAAGCACCGCCAUCGUUGGCAAGAGCGGAAGUGGAAAAAGCAGUAUUCAAAGUCUUUUACUUCGGUUCUAUGACCCUCUUGAGGGGAAGGUUACAUUCAAUGGCAGAGAUAUCCGGGACUUCGAUGUUCAAUCGUGGCGGUCCUUGCUGAGCAUCGUGCCCCAAGAGCCAGUUCUUUUUGAGGGGACCAUUGCGUCUAACAUUGCCUAUGGGGCGCCUGAUACUCCUAGAAACGCAAUAAAGCGUGCAGCUCGUCAGGCUAAUUGCGACUUUAUUUGGGACAUGCCCGCACGAUUUGAAACAAAGAUUGGGAGAAGUAGCCUCAGUGGCGGACAACGGCAGCGAAUCGCCAUUGCCCGAGCCCUCCUGAAGCAACCGUCCCUGCUAUGCCUCGACGAAGCUACUUCUGCUCUCGAUGCGGUAAGCGAGCUUAGGGUAAAUCAGGCCAUAGAGAAGAUUUUGGAAUCACGACAUACAACAAGUAUCAUCGUUGCCCAUCGACUUUCCACAAUUUCGCGAGCUGAGCGUAUUGUUGUACUAGAAGAUGGGCGAAUUGUGGAAGAAGGGAGAUACAAGGACUUGGCUGCUCGACCAGAUUCUCGUUUCCGGGCUCUUAUGGAUGCUCAACUCGAGGCCACCAUGGGGGAAAAAGAAAAUGCGGCGUCCGAAGGAGCAGAUGACGCCGUGCUUGGGAAAACCCAUUAG